ACUGAUAUUUGUUUGUCUAAAUAAUGUUUGUUUUGUUAUUCGUUUCGUGUCGUUGAAAUCUCGUAGCGCUAAAUAUUAGCUAAAAAGUAAAAAUAUAAUAAAUAUAAUAGUAAUACAAGACAAAUCGCGCGUUGAACUGAUUCUGAAUCGCUGGCAUUUAACUUCCCACCAAGGAUAAUCAUUGUGCAAAAUGUGCGACGAAGGUGUUCAUUUAGACCACCAUGUCCACUUCGACGCGGCCACGGUGAAGGAUGACUUCGAAUCGGACAGCUGUGUGACAUAUCAACGGUCGGGCGACACGAUCGCGGUUAGCCUGGGCUUCCUGCAGAUCAACCAUCGCUACCUGAUCGACCUGAAGCUGCCGACGACGCUGUUCGGGGAUGCGGGAAAGCAGCUGCCGGGCAGCAAGUUCGAGCCGGUGGUGAGCGCCACACCGAAUCUGCACUGCCGGAUCACGGAGUUUGCGGGCACCAAGCAUGACGAGCACGACUUCUUCGAGAUGAAGAUCGAGUUCUUCGCGUACAAGGAGAAGCUGCUGCGCGAGGUACUGCACAUCGUCAGCUCGAGCAACGCCAAGGAGCUGCUGCAGCUGGUAAUCGCCGCCCGAGUCCUGGGCAAGGGCAAGGGCACGCCCAUGCUGCGCACCGGCAUCCAUUGCAUCGGCGUCGAGCGGGACGAGGAUGAGUCGGAGGCCUCCGAUUUUGCCGGCUUCGAAAGCAGCAAGCCCUAAUUCGUUUUCGUAGUUAAUUGCAGACAUAUUUACGUAGUUCUUAAGAGCAGCAAAGGCGAAAGUUGUAAGGCGUAACGUUAGUUAUCUACCUACAUAGCAAACAAUUGUGUAAAACUCAUUGAGCAUUUGCAUUUACAUUUAGUCCUCGGUAUCAGUUUCAGUUUCCGAUUCAGUUGCAGUUUCAGAUUCGUUUGUUGUACUUAAAAGUUUGUAAGCUAGCCGAGCAGGUUGCCAGGAAUAGGUGUACGUGAUGUAGCUUGACUUUUACAGACAGUUUUAUGACCCAUCCGCCUUGUGUUCUAUUUGAAACCCAUUUGCAUUUUGACUUUAAAAUAUGGCAUUCUAAAAGCUCUGCUUCGACAUUGAAGGGUUCUCAAGUCCACCAAGCAAUCACUUCUGCAUUUUCCCCUCUUAAAAAUAUAAUAACUUUAAAACAUUGACCUGAACUGCGAUAGAAAGAGUCAAUUUAUGAUUUCAUCUGGAGAAAUUGUUAACUUUUAAUGGUUUCGAAUUCCAUUCAUUGUACAUACAUAGAAUCAUACAUACUUAGAAGCACUCUACUCAAAGUAUUCUUGCAAUUUAAUUCAAAUAACCCCAAAAAACCCCACACAGACCAAGCUGCAAAUCAGUUUUUCUAAAUGUGUAUAGAAAUAUAAGUGGCGCCAAGUCCCAGAUGCAAUUUAUUGUGUGACCAAUGCGAGGUGCUCCUAACAUAAACCACAUUGAAGCAUUAACUCAAGAUAUAUCUAAUCCUUUUUGACUAAAGUUGGCCCACGAUUAGGGCCUUUUGAUAAUCUAUUCAAGUUGAUAAUAUUUUGCACUGACGAAUGUAUAAAAAUGGGCACCGUAAGCGUAACUAAUUAGAUUUUAUAAACCUAAAUCGAUCCGGAAACCCAACAAUUGGAGCUCAAUAUAACACGAUAUAUACUGUAUACAGUCUAAGUUUAUUAUCGAGUAGGCAUGCCGUUGUCAUGCCCCUAAUAAAAAUCCGUUAAACACA
This is a messenger RNA of Drosophila kikkawai, 1730 nucleotides long. Its product is annotated as adipose-secreted signaling protein. The record is from RefSeq and is a predicted model, not a curated record. NCBI's taxonomy places the organism in Eukaryota, Metazoa, Arthropoda, Insecta, Diptera, Drosophilidae.